CUGAUCAACAAGACGAGCACCGCAAUGCCACAGCAGUAUCUAUCUCUGGGCAGUAGUGAAGCAACGAGGAUCCAUCUGGAGCUGCCUCUGGAAGAGAAUCUGGGGAAAGAAAUCGAGUACUUUGUCAGGCUGAGCCGCUUGGGAGAAUAUGGUGAAGCGCAGUCCUACUUCGAUUGUACUUUGAGGCAGCACGUGGACUUCUUUCCGGUCAUUGCCGAAUAUGCAGACAUGCUGGUUCAGCAGGGGGCUUUCAAGGCACUGUACCAGUUUGUCGACGGCCGGUUGGAGACUUUAGGCGAGAGACUUGACAACGAGGAAGAACGGCUGCUGCGGCUUCUGAAGGACCUGGCGCGCAUAUAUGUUCUAGGAUCCUUGCGUCCAGCCCUGCGCGCGGCGUGGGAGACGUUGGGCUACCUGAGGCGGUUGCAGACCCAAGACAGCCCAAGUGAUAUCCAGGUCCACUUGUACGAGACAUAUCUCCACAUCAUCACCUUCCUUUACAGUCGCACCCUAUGGGUUGGCGUGGACAAUGUAGACUGUCCCUUUCUGCCUAGAAAUGUCACGUCCAUCGAGGUAUUAAUGCGAUGGUACACAGUACUUCGCAACAGUGGCCUCUUCUGGGAAGCCUAUCGAUCCCUCAAGGCCAUCAGCCCACUUCUGUCCAGUGGGCCGGUCCGCCUCUAUGAUGCAUUAAUCGAUGAGGUUCUCCCAAUGGACUCGCCCACUCCUCAUCUUUGGGCUGAAGGGAUGAUCCAGUUACAGUGGGCUCGUUGCAACCUAGACUGUGCUGUCCUACACAGAACCGCCAUGAACCAGCAAAGCGUGGCCCUGGGUCUUUACCACAAGGGCAGGGGUUGUCUGACUGUGGCGCAGAGGAUUUUUGCCUGCGUCAAGGCCCGGAGUGAGAUUACAACCUGGCCGCCAGACCUGAAACUAGUGACUUUUGACUUCGACCUAGCGCACGACAAUCUCAACGGUGGCGACUCUAGAUUAGGGCCCGCCUCGCUGGAUGUACUGGGCGAUCUUCUGUUCGAGACGAAUGGCCAGAGCAACCACCGUCUGGAGAUUCUCGUCCGCCUACGAGCAUUUUUCCAUGACAUGGAUGAUCCCGGCCAGUGGCGCGAUUUGCAUAGUAUCUUCGAGCUGCUAAAGCGUGAGGGUCACUACGUGACCUUCGUGGGGCUGUGGGAUAUUAUGGCGCAGUGGUCCAUGGGGAUUCUGGACAAUCGCGAUCUCGGAGGCUGGGCGCAUCUCUCACACCUGGAGUCAUGUACGGUGCUGCGCCUCAUCCGUCGAGGCGCAGGCAUCCGCCCGGAUCGGUCCCUGCAAUCAUUGCUCUAUCAGCACAGUCCCCGACUUCGUUGGAAAGACAGGAGCUGGGAGCGUUACUGGCCAUAUAGUCAGGCGAUAAAUCCCGAAGACUUGGAUCGAGCGUGCGUGUUUGACCUGCCCAGCUACAUCGCCUGGGGGCCUAACAGGCCAGAUGAUCGGUCGCGGCGACUCACAGAUCUUGAACCAGGCGGGGCCAUGGAUUCAAGGACUUACGCCGUUCUCAAAGAAAGGGAGAUACGCCAGCUACGUCUGGAGGAGGAGCCCCCACAUGGUCUUGGUCCUGCGCGGUCCCAAUUGUCGCUGGUGACGGGGUUUCCGUCUCCGAGGCGAAGAAUGGCCCCUUCUCAGGAGCAAGCUGCCGACAUCACCCGAGAGUUUCCUACACCCCUGGAGAUUUAUAAUGCCAUUCCAGAAUCUGGGAUCUCGCGUCAUCACUUGUUCGAGUGUUUUCAGCAUCGAAUUGGAUCUAGGCAAGCCGAUCUCGACAGAUUCGAGGCCAUCGUUCAGAAUGUUUCCAUCUUUGGAAAGGGGGAUCAAUUGUUGCGGCCGGGUAGACUGGAGAUGGAGUUGUAGGGAGGAUGGGCGCGUCGUGAGAAGAAGUCGAUUGACUGCGCAUGCAGUGCUGCCUGGUUCCUCUGAGAAGUUUGUCCAAGUAUGAAAUGCUGCAUAUUCCGAUAUAUCUUCGUCA
Messenger RNA from Aspergillus japonicus CBS 114.51, 2020 nucleotides. RefSeq lists its product as uncharacterized. The coding region runs from base 25 to 1905 and encodes 626 amino acids. Lineage: Eukaryota; Fungi; Ascomycota; Eurotiomycetes; Eurotiales; Aspergillaceae. The record is from RefSeq and is a predicted model, not a curated record. The transcript has 2 exons.